This is a messenger RNA of Vicia faba (fava bean), 1497 nucleotides long. NCBI's taxonomy places the organism in Eukaryota, Viridiplantae, Streptophyta, Magnoliopsida, Fabales, Fabaceae. The record is from the annotation of a GenBank genome assembly.
AUGGCAACAAGAACCAAACUUUCUGUUUGCAUUGUAGUGCUAUUAUUUACAGUAACAUUUAGAGUGUUGAUCGUUAAUGCAAUAGAUGAAUGGUCAAACUUUGCUAUCAAUGAAGCAACCAUAGAAGAAAUACAAAAAGCCUUCAACAGAAACGACCUCACUUCAAGACAACUCGUUGACUUUUACUUAAACCGAAUCCAAGCCCUCAAUCCUGUACUUGCUGCUGUAUUGGAAGUUAAUCCGGACGCACGAGAUCAAGCGGACAAGGCUGAUUGCGAGAGACGAGAAAAUCAGAACCAUUCAUUGCUUCAUGGGAUCCCUGUUUUCAUCAAAGACAGUUUUGCCACCUUUGAUAAACUCAACACUACGGCAGGUUCCUAUGCAUUGUUGGGAUCGAAGGUUCCACGUGACGCCCACGUGGUUUCUAAGCUUAGGGACGCUGGUGCUAUCAUUCUUGGAAAAACUAGUCUCUCUGAAUGGUAUGGUGUUCGUUCUAGCACUGAGCCAGAAGCUUGGUGUGCCAGAGGCGGAUUUGCAAUUAAUCCUUAUGUGGAAUUCAAAAGUCCAUGUGGGUCUAGCUUUGGAUCUGCAAUUUCAGUGGCAACUAAUAUGGUAGUCGGGAUCAAGCCUACUGUUGGACUCACUAGCAGGGCUGGUGUCAUACCGGUUUCACCUCGUCUAGAUACUAUUGGACCAAUAUGCAGAACAGUUUCAGAUGCAGUUCAUGUGCUUGAUGUAAUUGUUGGGUUUGAUCCAAGAGAUUAUGAAGCUACAAAGUCUGCGGCGAAGUUUAUACCUUCAGGUGGUUAUUUACAAUUCCUCAAUAAAAAGGGGCUUAAAGGAAAGAAAAUAGGUGUUUUGAGAAAUCCAUUUUUGAUUCCUUAUAAGGGAUCCAAAGUCAUUUCCAUAUUUGAGAAUCAUCUCAAUGUAUUGAGAAAAAGAGGUGCAACAGUGGUGGAUAAUUUGGAAGUAGAAAAUUUAAGCAUUGUUCUGGAUCCUCUCCAAAGUGGUGAAAUGAUAACCUUAAUUCCAGAAUUCAAGUUGUCCAUCAACAAAUAUUUGCAGGAGCUUAUUCAUUCUCCUGUGAAAUCUCUAGCUGAGAUUAUAGAAUUCAACAUCAAUAACCCUAUCUUAGAAAAAACUAAUGAGUAUGGACAAGAUUUAUUUAUGGCAUCAGAACUGACCAAUGGCUUUGGAAAAAGUGAAAUUGAGGCAGUGAAGAUGAUGGAUCAAUUGUCGAAAAAUGGGUUUGAGAGGCUGAUAAAAGAAUAUCAAUUGGAUGCAGUGUUGGCUGUAGGCUCUAAUGCUUCUCCGAUGUUUGCAAUUGGAGGGUAUCCUGCAAUCACUGUCCCAGCUGGAUAUGAUAACCAAGGGAUGCCAUUUGGAAUCUGUUUUGGAGGUUUAAAGGGAACGGAGCCGAAACUGAUUGAGAUUGCUUAUGACUUUGAGCAAGCUACCACUGCAAGGAAGCCACCCCCUCGCUUUUCAUUCACAUGA